Molecule: messenger RNA, 507 nt
Organism: Lactuca virosa
Lineage: Eukaryota; Viridiplantae; Streptophyta; Magnoliopsida; Asterales; Asteraceae
Source: the annotation of a GenBank genome assembly
AUGAAUCCAGGAAGGAGAUUUUUUGCAUGCCCUAUGAAUGAUUCCGUUUGUGGGUUUAUCGGUUGGCUUGAUCCCCUAAUGUGUGCUAGGUCUAAAGCCAUCAUACCUGGUCUGCUAAGAAAUUUGAAUUCAGUGCAGGAACGAUGCAAUGAGUUGGUUACAAGUAUGAACAUGCUACAAGAUCAAUGCAAUGAACUGAUAUGCAGGAACAACAUGUUGGUGGCAAAUUGCAAAGCAUUGAAGGAUGGCAAUUUGAAGCUGAAAAUCUGUCUCUCCUACUGUUGGGGUCGUAAACCACCCACCAUUACUGCUGAGGGAGCUGAUGAUGACGCCGAGGACCACCAGCAGGUCCGCUCCUCGGCUGCUGUUGCUAUUGUUCGAGCAGCCUUUGACGAGGGGGGAGUUCUGUCGUCACUGGCCGCUGCUAGCCGCCGCCUACCGCCACGGAGUGGUUGUGUGGGGUGCGUGGUUCAUUUUAGACCAACAUUUGGUUGCGUGCUUCAGUAG